AUGGCUUCACUCGUGCCUCUACUGCCAUUUGCCCCAGCCUCUGAAUCAUGGGACUGCUACCUCGCUCGGUUCGACUGCUACCUCCAAGCAAAUGAGCUGACAAGAGGGUCUGUAGAGCAGAAGCGGGGCCUCUUCCUCAGCCUUUGUGGCCCUGAGGUGUUUGCGACGGCCCGAGCAUUGGUUGUGCCUUUAGCAGUCCAGGCAGCGCCGUGGGACACGAUUCAAGAGAAGCUCUGCAACCACUACGUGCCUAAGCCGUCCAAGAUUGCUGCCCGCCAUGCGUUCUACCACCGGAACCAGGCAGAGGGAGAGUCAAUCAACAACUACACCGCCGCCCUCUGA
Molecule: messenger RNA, 342 nt
Organism: Podarcis lilfordi (Lilford's wall lizard)
Lineage: Eukaryota; Metazoa; Chordata; Lepidosauria; Squamata; Lacertidae
Source: the annotation of a GenBank genome assembly